GGGCGCCUGGGUAGGAACCCUCACCUGAACCAACAGGUGCAGGCAGCUCAUCUGUGUGGCUUGGGCUGCGCAGGAGAUCUGAAGCCACCGAGCAUGACUAGUCCUGGCACAAAGGGCUCCUGGCUCUCGCAGCCGACGGUGAAGAGCGUGCUGGUGUAUCGCAACGGGGACCCUUUCUUCCCGGGGCGCCGUAUUGUCAUCCACGAGAAGAAAGUGUCCAACUUUGAUGUAUUCCUGAAAGAGGUGACAGGCGGGGUGAAGGCACCCUUUGGAGCUGUGCGGAACAUCUAUACCCCCCGGGGUGGGCAUCGUGUCCGGCAGCUGGAGGAGCUCCAGAGUGGAGAGCAGUAUGUGGCUGGUGGCAGGGAAGCCUUCAAGAAACUCAACUAUUUGGACAUUGGAGAAACAAAGAAAAAACCUGCUGAAGUCAAUAAUGAGGUCAAGCCAGUUACUCACAGUAGAAUCACUGUGUCAGCACGGUUUCGAAAGCCACUCCAGGAGCCCUACACUAUUUUCCUGGUUGCUAAUGGAGACCUUAUUAGCCCUGCAGUGCGCCUCCUCAUUCCCAGGAAAACACUGAAUCACUGGGAUCAUAUUCUUGAAAUGGUUACAGGAAAAGUUACCCUCAGAAGUGGAGCUGUUCACAGACUUUACACUUCAGAUGGAAAACUUGUUCAGAAUGGGUCAGAGCUGGAGAAUGGGCAAAUUUAUGUUGCAGUGGGUAGGGAAAAGUUUAAGAAGUUGCCAUAUGGUGAUCUGCUGUUUAGCAAAUCUACAAUGAGAAGACCACAGGGUUCUAAAACCUCUGCACUACCUCCAAUUGUGGGAACUCGAAAGUCUAAAGGCAGCGGAAAUGAUCUGCAAUCUAAAUCUACUGCUGGAUCCACUGACCGGGGAGAAAACUGUUCCUCACCUCAUCUUCCCAAAGGGAAAGACAAAAAAAGCCAGAAUCCAGAGAAUUCUGUGUCCAGACGACACUUUCCUAACAACUCUACAGGAGUAAAACAGACAGAAACAGCCUCCACAGGAGUCCUUCAAUAUAAUGGUGAAGAUAUUUACAAAGCCAGAGAAGAGGGGUCUGAAACCUGGGGGGCAGUUGAAGUGCAGGAAGAUGAAGAUACUCUUGUAGAAGUUCCACUGGACCAGAGACCAGCAGAAACUGUCGAUGAAGAAGAAAAUGUAGAAGAGGAAAAUGACAAGGGAGAAGAGGCAUAUGAAGGAGAAGAAGAAUAUCCAGAAGUGAACAGAGAGAAAAGUGGGGAAAGUGUUAAAGAAAGAAGUGAAGGGGAAGAAAACAAAAAGAAAUUAAAUGAAAAUUUUGAAGGUGAAGCAGAAGAAACAGAGAAUGUUGACCAAGCAGAGGAAGAGGAACGUAUCCAUUUAAAUGGCAAGAACAAUGAAGAAGAUGGUGAGGGAAUGGAGCACUUGAACUACCAAGAUGAUCUUCAGCCUGAAGAAGAAAUAAAAGAGGAUUCUGGCAGUCAGAACCAGGUUGAUUCCCAUCUUGAAAAAACAUCCACAACUCCAAGGGUGACAAUCACCAGCCCACAGGAAAGUGAAAAGAAUGACCAGAGCAAUGACUAUGCAGCAGUUGCAUAGAUAGGAAAAAAGUAAUGAGCAGAAAAUGAAAGAUUAUAAUACUUUAAAUAUAAAGCAGGUUAUAUUUUGUGAUUGAUAACUAGUAAUAGGAAGGCAGGUCAAGUACCUGCAUAAUGAGUAUUGAGAUGAUAAUGCUAUAUGGGCUGAUAGAAAACAAGCAUUAGUAGCUACUAGAAGAACAUAGAAUUAUUUUUACAGGGUGAGAUUUUCUGAUAGGAUUUAAGGGGGGAAAUACAAGAGUACUGUAUAGUAGUAUUAGAAAUAAUGAAUGAACUAUUCUGUGAUACGAGCUAGUUAGCAGUAAUGGAAUAACCACAAAAAUUACACUGUUCCAGGGAAAGGCAGAAAACCUACCCAAAUUCAAUGUCAAAACUUCUUCGCAUAUUUUUUCAGAAAAAAGAAAAAAAUUUUACCUUUUAAUGAGUACAUAUGUAACUUUUCCUUUAAAAUUCCACAUAAUAUGUAUGAUUUUCAGGCAUAACAUUAAGAUAUAAUUAGAAUAUGUUCCUCAAUUAAUGGACUUAUGCCCACAGAAAAUGGUGUACUAUUAUGAGGUGCCAGUUUUAAUGUUACUAAAUAGUGAAUUUUCAAUAUAUUAAUGAGAAUCGUUAGCUUUUGCAUACAUAAACAGUACUGAUUUAGCACUGUGCCUUUAUGUAGAUAGCCUGCAAUACUGCAAGUAGUUUCCAUUUAAAGCACAAAGUUUUGUUGAUUGUCCUGCACUGAUUCACUAAACAGUGAAUUGUUAUCAUAGUGAACAAAAAAGUAGAUUAGUUUAAAAAGUUGAAUUUGGAUGGAUUUGUAAUUCAAUCUAUGUGAAAUUUAAUUUAUUAGUGAAAUAAAAAAAAAAAAAGAACAGGCUUGGAUUCAGACUGACAUUCCCAUGAAACCAUUGCUGUCAAUGGAGCCAUUUUAAUAUGUGACACAUUAGGAUAAGCUGACCACUUUUCUGUGAAAGUCAGGAACAAUUGCUGCAUUUAUGAACCCUUUGCAUGGCCUUAAUGGUUGGAAGUGUCAUCCUUUUGAGCAGGAGCUGUCGCCUGCUAGGCUGUGGCUUAGUACGCAUUAGUAAAUAAGGCAUUGAUCCACAGUGUUGGUUCUCUUAGUGACCCAAAUUCCAUUACUCGUAUCAUUUCUCUGUUAGUAAUGGGAAUAAUUUGUAGUUCAUGGAAAUACAGCCCUUAGCAUAAUUUUAUUAAUUAUACAAAGAAAUACUGGGUUUCUUGAUCGUUAAUACUAGUAAAUUAUUACUACGAGAAACUAAAUGUCAUUUUUGUUGAUUUCAUGCCAUUAAGACAAGAAUUAAAUUUAUGAACAAAUUGAACUUGAAGCACUGUUUGAGGAAUGUGAAGAACCACUUGUCAUGGCUGAAACUCAUACAAACAUCUUCACUUUCGGUACUAGCUAUUAAAUAUAUUUUUCCAAUGGGAUAGAAAUAUGUAGAGAUCCUUCAGCAUAUUUCUGUGUAUUGGCAAUGUAAAUAUAAAAGACAUAAUGUUAAAAACUAAAUGAACAGGGUUAGAACAGUUUGCCCUGUGGUAUCUCUGUGAGAUGUCUGUGAAACCUGUGUCUUUUGUUGAGCCAACUGACAAAGAUUGGAGGGAAUAUUACAUUUGUGAUCAGCUCCUAACUUAGCCAAGCUCUUGAGGAAUGCUUCCUUUAUGUAUGCUUCCUUUAUUUGAGACAGCAAUUAAGCCUAUGCUCUAAUAUAUUUGGUUUCACUGAGAUUUAAAAAGACAUUUAGAGUUAAGCAGAAGUAAAAAAACAACCAACCCUCCCCCCCUCCAAAAAACAAACAAACAAACAAACAAGCAUAAACCAGAAUUAAUAAAAUAACUGGACAUGAUAGUGAGGAAAAAUGACACAGCUGCCUUUAUAGUUAAUCCUGCACUGGAAUAAUAUAUGCAGUAGCAUUAAAAGCCCUUAAACAGCACUUAACCAGCCAAAAAAGGUGGCACUGUCUCCUCGGGGAGCUUGGGGGAAACGUGCCCGCUGAACCUUCUGUGCAGAGCUGACCAAGGAAAGUGGUUGAUGCUGCAUCACUGCUCACUUGGAGCUGACCAGCUCAUAUGCUUCCCAGUAAGCUGGACUUCAAUGUGUUGCUGAAUCAAGACAAAUUACAGUAAUCUUGUUUUGACAUUACUGUGAAUGGGCUCUUCUCUAGAAGCUAGUGGAUAUACCAGACACAGGACUCUACUUGCUGUCAUACUAUUGCAGAUAAGGACUAACAACCUCUGACGUGUUCUUCAUCCUCAAAAGUUUGAAGUUAAAUCAACACCCAAAAAUAUGCUAUAUAUAUGAUAUAUAUAUAUACACGUAUAUAUAUUUUUUAUAUAUAUAUAUAUGCUUCAAAAUGUCGCACCUAGAAACCGUAUUUAGGAAACCUGUAUGGAUUUGUGUGGUGAUACUUUUCUCUCUUUUGUUUCUAUUUAUAGCUUCUGUCCGCCAACAGUUUCUGUCAUUUCUUCCCUUUACCCAAAAGUUUGGUGUUUUCCAUGCUCAAAAGACUUACAGAUAUCAAUAAGAAUAAUUUAAAAGCUUAAACUAAAUUCUAGUAUGAUCUAAUGUUAUAAUUUUCUUUCACAGGAACACGAAAUCCUAUGAGGUGUUAUUCAUCUUUUAAAUGUUUUCCUCUCUAUUUUCUUGUAAGAAAGACAGGUUAUAUUUCUUCAGAAGAGCAAAUCAGACUUUUUUGAAAUGGAGAUAUAACCAUUUUAUCAUUCACCUUACAACACUGACAAAAUGAAUUUUGUAUCAGGUUCUUUUAUUUAAAGAAACUAGUUUGUACCUAACAAAUAAUUCUGAUGUUAAAGUAGAAAUUAAACAAGAAACAUAUGGGUGGUCUUGCUAAUAGUUUUUCUGUCUGGAUCUGCUGUGUGAUGGCUUAACUCAGUUUUACUUGAGAAAUACAUUAUUUUGUUAAGCUUAUAUAAUGUUAUUUUAUUAAGCUUAUCUGCAACAAUUCUGAGGCUUUUUUCUUGUUUUCGUUUUAUUUUUAAAAUAACUUGCUAUUAAAGAUAACUAUCA
Molecule: messenger RNA, 4626 nt
Organism: Corapipo altera (White-ruffed manakin)
Lineage: Eukaryota; Metazoa; Chordata; Aves; Passeriformes; Pipridae
Gene: DCDC2
Product: doublecortin domain containing 2
Exons: 10
Coding region: 94-1599 (501 amino acids)
Biological process (GO): cilium assembly; dendrite morphogenesis; neuron migration
Cellular component (GO): microtubule organizing center; axoneme; microtubule
Source: RefSeq, a predicted model, not a curated record